UUAAUAUGAGCUAUUUUCCAGUGACACUAUCAAACCCCUUUCUUAGUUUCGAGUAUCUUAUAGUAACCUGAAUUGUAACCUAACAUAGCCAGAAAUUCAUGAGCCCUAUCAGACCAUAAAAUGUAUUUUUGUUGCCAAAUAUGUGAGAGCUGCUAGUUUCGGUAGAACCUUGCUGAUUUAAAAUUGUUUUAAUAUGGCAAGACAAGGGAAGUUUUAAUGUUUAAUGAAUACUCAACUUCUUGUUUGUAAUGGUUUUGCAGAAAUCUACAACCUAUUUAGUUGAACUAUGAACAAAAAUUAGCGAUAUUAUGUGUUUAUCCUUAAAUGCAGCAGUCGAAGAACUUGUGUACAACUCUAUAGAUGCAAAAGCCAAAAGUGUGGCUAUACGUGUUGACCUGACCACGGGCAGCAUCGCGGUUGUGGAUGACGGAGUAGGCAUCAGGAAUAUUGAAGACAUAUCGCGGAAAAGAGGGUGUACUUCGAAGACAGCUGAUCGAUUUUCUUGCUAUGGGUAUCGUGGAGAAAGUCUUUACAAAAUUAGAAAGUUGUGUCGUGAACUUGUUAUUCAAACUAUGUGCAAAACCCAAAAUACUAAAACAAAUUGUGCAGUUUUUCGAGGUUCUCGAUACAGUUUGUUUCGAAUGCCUGCUCGAUCAUGUAGAGGCACUGCUGUCACGGUUCGCGAUGUUUACCACAGAAUACCAAUUGCGAAAAAGGUGGCUUCAUCACAUCAGGAAACCUUGUUCAGAUUGAAACAAAGACUAGUGCUGAUAGGUAUAGCCAACCCGACAGUGUCGAUAUCAUUGGUGAACAUCCCCGAUAUGACUAUAGUCUUUAACGUUUACCCGAGAAAGUCAUUUCUGAAAGUCUUAAGUAACGCUUUUUCUCAAAAGUUUCGAAAGCAAGACUUCCAACGAGUUUACAUCCAUGAUAGUCAAGAAAGGUGUACAGUGGCUGUUUUUAUUCACAAGUUUGCAAAAUUGUAUAUAGAUGACAUGGUUUUUGUCAACAGACGACCUUUAGAUGGAGAACUAUUUGGAAACUUGCUAACAGAUGCCAAGUCAUCUUCGAAUAUAGCUAAAAAUAAGUUCAUGAUAGCUUUUGUUGGUGUUCAAUCAAGAGACUACAGUUUACCAUCAAUUGUAAGAGCAAUUGCAAGUGCUAUUACCAGUGUAACAACAGAUGACAAACUGGUCUGGGUCAAAAGUGAUAAAAGGGCUGUAAAUGUUGAAACUGACGAAAGAAUAGUUUCAUCGCUAGUUGCGAAAGUUUGUUCCAACAAUAAUACACCAUUGAAAGCCAUUGAAGGCGAAGAAAAUGAAAAAUGUUGUUCCAAUCACGAACUGAUAGCGACGAAUGUAGCAGAAGAACUUGAUCAAGAUUCAUGCCAAGUGAGCAAUGCUACUACAAAUUCCAGAACAUUCAAAAGAAACAGGUCGCAAGAAGAAAGAGCAGAUGUAGCUAGCAAUGAGGAAAAAAUCAUGGACACUCAAAAAAUCGCGAGAAAUAUCUGCAGCUUAACUCCCUUGAUCGGUUCUUCAUACUGUGGAAAUUCAAUCAUUCAGACUCUGAGUGUUAAGCACAAUUCAAAAAAACGCAGUCUUGUGAAGUACCGAGAAUUGCAACCUAGUCAAGGGACAUUGUCUUGUGUACCCGAAACUGUGUAUGAAUAUUAUCCAACUGACAAAUCCGUUGAAAAUAUUUUCAAGUCUACUGGAAGUGAAAAUAGUGAAAUACAUUGUCGCAGUUUACUCACCCAAAGUUUGAUCGUACCUUCUACCAAAAUGAAAGCUCACUCUUUGCCCUCACCCUUUGCCUGGAACCAGAAAUUUAGCGAGGUGUCUCACGAGUUUCACAUGGAAGGCGAGAAUUCCAGCUGCGUGCUGAAGAAAAUAAGGGAACCUGUGAACUCGCCAGGCUGCUUUUUCAACCACUCAGUCCGGGAUAAUUUUGCACACUCACAAUCAACCUCAAAAUCGGGCUUCCACCUAGAUGCGGAAGAUCUCGAUUCUCUGAAUGUCAUCGGGCAGUUUGGAAGGAAGUUCAUUCUCUCAGCGAAGGAAACUGAAAAAGGGUUCCAUCUUAUUGCAAUUGACCAACAUGCAGCACAUGAAAGGUUUACGCCUAAACAUAAAAUUCAGUCAGACUAUUAUGACUGGAAUUUAAUUUUUGAAUCAUUUGGAUACCGAAUAUUGAUGUCUUUUUUGAGCAAUGCGCGAUACAAUGAAAAUGCAUUCGAAGCUAAGACUGAACUCAAUUCAAGAAAUGGCGUGCUCAAAUCAGCCAUUUUGAUUGAGACAAUUGACAUUGAAUUAGACAAGGCCUCUUACGAGCUUGUUAAAAGUCGGAAUCUGUUCAAGAAAUACGGAAUAGAUUCGUUUUACUGUUCAGAUUCAGAAAUAGUUCAAGUCAAUGCCUUGCCAUUCUGUGCUGUUUAUUGCGCUGUAGUACAACAUAAGCCAGAAGCUGAACAAAAGAGUUUUUUGAAAUUGCUGGCGAAAGAAUUGAUGAGCGAAUGUGUUCUAUUAGCAACUGCGUUCAAUCAAGACUUGCCACACUGUGUUUUGGAGUUGUUGAAACUUGAAGCGUGUAGAUAUGCUAUCAAGUUUGGCGAUGAGUUGACGAUAGAGGAGUGUGAUGGUUUGAUUAAGCACUUGAAGGUGUGCGAGUCGCCUUUCAUAUGCGCUCAUGGAAGACCAAGCAUUGUGUCGCUUGCUAGUGUGCAGGGAGGAAAAAUAACUGAGAAGUUACCUGUUUACAAUGAUUAA
This is a messenger RNA of Symsagittifera roscoffensis, 2768 nucleotides long. RefSeq lists its product as uncharacterized. Gene Ontology annotation, cellular component: mismatch repair complex. The transcript has 8 exons. Gene Ontology annotation, molecular function: ATP-dependent DNA damage sensor activity; ATP hydrolysis activity; ATP binding. The coding region runs from base 309 to 2768 and encodes 819 amino acids. Lineage: Eukaryota; Metazoa; Xenacoelomorpha; Acoela; Convolutidae. Gene Ontology annotation, biological process: mismatch repair. The record is from RefSeq and is a predicted model, not a curated record.